AUGGAGACGGCUUGGUUGUCAAAGUUGAUGUUUAUGUUCUGUAUUGCCUGUCUGAUUCCGACCCUACGAGCCAACAUUGCGGAGAUGGACGAGUAUUGGUCACAACGAGCCAACGAAGCUCGAGAGUUCACUCUUCAAGCUUAUCGUUCUGAUCCUUACGAAAUCGUCGAUCACUUUCAUGAACGUCAUUACGACAACACUACUGAUGUUACCGAGACAGAGGAAGAUAGCAGCACGAAGCCUGAAGAGGCGGGAACAGAUCAGGUCAUUGAAAUGGUCAGGAACUCGACGAACAGCACUAGACGAAGCUUAAAAGGCAGAGGAAAAUGGAGCAAGCUUAAGGGACCGUGUACAGCAAGUAACCCGAUAGAUAAAGGCUGGCGUUGCCGUAGGAAUUGGGCUAAGCGUCGUAAGAGGCUUGCUAAAUGUGUCCGCGGGUUCGGCCACGGAACCACCGGUGGGAAACGUGGACGUAUCUACGUGGUAACAAGCAACCUCGACGAGGACAUGGUGAACCCUUUACCAGGGACAUUGCGUCACGCCGUGAUACAAAAGGAACCUCUAUGGAUCAUUUUCAAGAACGACAUGCACAUUCGUUUAAACCAAGAGCUUUUGGUUAAUAGCGACAAGACGAUCGAUGCACGUGGAGCUGAUGUCCAUAUCGCACAUGGCGCAGGGAUAACGAUGCAGUUUGUGAGAAAUGUUAUUAUCCAUGGACUACACAUUCACCAUAUCUCCGAGAGUAGCGGUGGUAUGAUCCGGGACUCGGUAGACCAUUUUGGAAUGAGGACUAGAGCUGAUGGUGAUGGUAUAUCUAUAUACGGUUCGUCUAACAUAUGGAUUGAUCAUGUUUCGAUGUCGAAAUGUCAAGAUGGACUAAUUGAUGCAAUUGUUGGAUCCACUGCCGUUACAAUCUCCAACUCUCACUUCACUCACCACAACGACGUGAUGUUGCUUGGUGCGCAAAACAAUAUGAAUGAAGCGGACCAGAAGAUGCAAAUCACAGUUGCUUAUAACCAUUUUGGUAAAGGACUUGUGCAGAGGAUGCCAAGGAUCCGAUGGGGAUUUGUUCACGUUGUGAACAAUGACUACACACAUUGGGAGCUUUACGCUAUCGGAGGUAGUCAAGGUCCCACUAUUCUCAGCCACGGAAACCGAUUCAUAGCUCCUCCACACUUACCUUAUUACAAAGAGGUGACAAAGAGAGAUUAUGCUUCUGAAGACGAGUGGAAACACUGGACCUGGAGAUCGGAGAAAGAUAUAUUCAUGAACGGAGCUUAUUUCAGACAAUCUGGUGAUCCUCAUUACAAAACCGUUCACACGAGGAAACAAAUGAUUAAACCUAAAAAUGGAUAUGCUGUUUCUAAGCUGACCAAAUACGCAGGAGCACUUGAUUGCAGAGUCGGAAGACGCUGUUAG
Eruca vesicaria subsp. sativa (arugula) is the source of this 1419-nucleotide messenger RNA. The record is from the annotation of a GenBank genome assembly. Lineage: Eukaryota; Viridiplantae; Streptophyta; Magnoliopsida; Brassicales; Brassicaceae.